This is a messenger RNA of Akanthomyces muscarius, 1152 nucleotides long. RefSeq lists its product as uncharacterized. Lineage: Eukaryota; Fungi; Ascomycota; Sordariomycetes; Hypocreales; Cordycipitaceae. Bases 1 to 1152 code for a protein of 383 amino acids. The transcript is spliced from 2 exons. The record is from RefSeq and is a predicted model, not a curated record.
AUGGCUGGCCCGACGCCGGGCUCGCCAGAGUACCUGGCCGAGACCAACGACCCGGGCCUCGACCAGCGCGUCAGCAUCGUCUUCACCGUCAUCAACACCGUCUUCCUCGCCAUCUUCUACGCCAGCCGCCACUACAACCCCAAGGCGGUCGGCAGGCCCAUGCUCGUGUGCAACACGCUCUGCUACGUCUUCUGCCUCGGCAGCGCCGCGACCGGAAUCCUCAUGACACAAAUCGGCGGCGUGGGCCACCACGUCACCGCCGUCCCCGUCGCCACGUUCCAGACGUGGCUGCAGCUCUCCAAGGUCCUCGAGUUCACCUACACGCCCGCCGUCAUGUUUGCCAAGCUUGCCGCGCUCUUCCUCUACCACCAGCUCUUCGAGGUGACGUCCUACCGGCGGCUCAUCAUCCUCCUCGGCGUCGUCAUCCUGCUCCAGGGUGUCGUCGCCCUCAUCCUCGCCUUUUCCAUCUGCCGGCCCUUUCGCUACUUCUGGACGCAGGCCGUCGACAUCCACGACGGCACCUGCGGCGACGUCAUGCUCUUCUACAAGCUCUACAGCGUGCCGAGCCUCGUCACCGACGUCGUCAUGCUCGUCAUCCCCUGGCCGAUCCUGCUGCGGCUGCAGAUGCCCAUUGCGGAAAAGGUCGGCCUCAUGCUCACGUUCCUCGCCGCGUCCAUGGGCAUCAUCACCUGCGCGCUGCGCUUCUCCGUCUUCUUCACCACGCCGCUCUUCAGCGACCCGACGUGGUACGCCUCCGGCGGGCCCAUGAUCUACGCCCUCGUCGAGCCCAGCAUCUACAUGAUUGCCAGCAUCCUCCCCACGACGCGCCACCUCUACCGCCGCCUCCACCGCCGCCUGCGGCAGGGCGGCAGCAGCAGCAGCCGCAGCGGUCGCAGCAGCAGAAAUGACGGCAGCAAGAAUAGCAGCAGCAGCGCCGCCAAGUCGGCAGAGCUCGUAGCCCUGGACAGCAGCCAGACGAGCGGCGGCCGCCGCGGCAGGAUCACGCGCCACGUCGACAUUCGGCAGAACAACGUCACCGCCAGCCAGGAGGAGCUGACGCUCGGCGAGUGGUACCAGAGCCGCGAGCCGUGGCACCGGCCCCAGACGGCGGACACGAAGCCGAGUGUGCUGGAGGAGGGGCAUGGAAAGUGA